AUGGCCGACACAAUGGCACCUUUCCCUCGGGUUUACUUCCGCUACGUAGAACCUUUGAUGAUCACUUUCGGAAGUCUCAAUCUCAUCUUGAGCGGUGCAACCAGCGCCUCAACCUACCUCUCAACACCGUCUCACCCAACAUUGGCAACCGAGCACUUUCUGGCCCUGCAAGCAGGCAGCAUGAUGCUUUUAGCCGGUAUGCUACUCACCACCAUCAUGUGGACAAGCAACGAAAUCAAGACCAUCAGACUCACAAUCAUGAUUCUUGCGGCAUCCGACAUCCCUCAUUGGAUUUGCGGGGCAUGGUGUUUGGGACCGCUUGCUUUUGAGCCUAGCAGUUGGAGUGCGGAGAUGAAGGCGUAUAUGGGGGUUCCUGUAGUGACUUUCUUGAUCAAGGUCGCGUAUUUGCUGGGAUGGUUUGGACGCGAUCAGGUUACCGACAAGGUCACGAAGGAGCUGUAG
Molecule: messenger RNA, 462 nt
Organism: Aureobasidium vineae
Lineage: Eukaryota; Fungi; Ascomycota; Dothideomycetes; Dothideales; Saccotheciaceae
Source: the annotation of a GenBank genome assembly